UCAGCGCCAUCUCCCAACAAAAUACUCUCGAGUCUCCGACGAAUUAACAUUCUGUUUAACAAACGAGAUCCUCAGGAAAUCUGAGUCGUCUCAGCACUAUACUCUCCAGAUCUCACAAAGUUUGUGGGUGAGUCCUCUUUCUUGCUCGGCUUUAAUUUUUCUAAUUCCCUCACAAAUCCAUUUGGUUCUGCUCUCUUGGAUCUUUCCUGAAAAAUCUUAAUUUCUUUUCCGCAAGCUGCAAAAUUUCCUACUGAGCAAUUGAUUUGGCAUAUGAUAUGGACUUGGUUGAACUUUCUAUAUUGUUGUGUGCUUAUUUGGUACUUCCGAAGUCUGAAUCAAAAAUUCCAUGAUCCCAAUGCUUUAUUUGUUUAAAUUGCAAAUUGGGUAUGAUUAAUGACAUUCCCUUUCCAUACCCAUAAGCUGGAUUCAUAUUAUCAUGAAAAAUUUUCCAUUUGGGUCUACUGGGAGUCCCAAGUCCUUCCAGGCAUACCCAAGAGGCGCUGACUUUGAUUUGGAAUCAGGAAUCAGUAGACGUGCCCGAAAGCAUAAGAAUUCACACUUUCAUCCCAUCAAAAUGCUUAAAUCUUUCGGAACCCGUAUUCAGUAUUACUAUAAGCUGCACCCAAUUUUAUUUUUCAUCAUCUCCUUGUCACUUGGAAUCACGAUUCUCAUCAUUCUGUCUCUAUAUGAGAGCCACUACCGGAUGAUGAGUAAUUACCGAAAACUCGAUGUGGGUUCGGAUAAUUAUCCAUUUCCAAAGCUUCACAAUCUUGUAAUGGUUGCCGGGCAUUCUAUAUAUACAAGUAGUAGCUGUGGGAAAGCUGAUGAGGAGGAUUCAUGGUUUUUGGAGUCUUAUCAGAAGAAUCCUGGCCAAGCUCCUACAUUUGUGAGACACAUACAAGAGGGAGUUGAAACUGCAGCCAAAGAUGAUACAGCUUUGCUUUUGUUUAGUGGUGGAGAGACUCGGAAAGAUGCUGGUCCUCGUAGUGAGGCGCAGAGUUAUUGGAAUGUUGCUGAGUCGAGAGGAUGGUUUGGCGAGGAAAAUGUGAGAUGGAGGACACUCACAGAAGAGCAUGCGAGGGACAGUUUUGAGAACCUUCUCUUUAGUGUGUGUCGUUUCCGAGAGCUUACUGGCACAUAUCCUUAUAACAUAACUGUUGUAAGUUAUGAUUUUAAGGAAGAGAGAUUUGCGCAUCUGCAUCGGUCUGCAAUUGGAUUUCCAGAGUCGAGGUUCCACUACUUAGGCACCCCCGCUUCACCGACUUCAAAAGAAGCAGCUCUGAAAGGCGAGGCAUUGGUGCGGGCUCAAUUCCAAGGAGAUCCUUAUGGGUGUCAAGGUUCACUCUAUCGGAAGAAACAACGGCGUGAUCCUUUUCACCGGUCAAUCCCUUAUCCUAAUGGGUGUCCAGAGAUUGAAGAUCUGUUCAGAUACUGCGGGGCAGCUCCUUAUCCAGGCUCCCUUCCGUGGCCUAGUAAAGCUAGUUAGAAACUUUUUCUACCUUGUUACAUAACAUAAAAUGAAGCAACCCUUACAGCCAGAAAGAGAUGCUUAAGCUGACAUUAAUGUAAUUCUUUUUAAUAAAAUUUUCCUAAUCGAUUUGUCAAAAAAAAUUAACCGAGAAAUUUUUUGGCUGCUGGGAUGGAAAUUUAUGUCUCCAUCAGGUGUUGGGCAAUGCCAAUUUGUACACCAUGUUUAUGCUCUGUUUGGUUGGGAAACCUCUCGACUGUAAUGAGGCACUAAUGAUGGUACAUGGUAUGUAAUUAUUCACGUUCUUGUUUCUCUCA
Messenger RNA from Corylus avellana, 1785 nucleotides. RefSeq lists its product as uncharacterized. The record is from RefSeq and is a predicted model, not a curated record. Lineage: Eukaryota; Viridiplantae; Streptophyta; Magnoliopsida; Fagales; Betulaceae. Gene Ontology annotation, cellular component: cytoplasm.